This is a messenger RNA of Xenopus tropicalis (tropical clawed frog), 6106 nucleotides long. It is a transcript of the gene kdr, whose product is annotated as kinase insert domain receptor. Gene Ontology annotation, molecular function: vascular endothelial growth factor receptor activity; transmembrane receptor protein tyrosine kinase activity; kinase activity. Bases 209 to 4225 code for a protein of 1338 amino acids. The transcript is spliced from 30 exons. Gene Ontology annotation, cellular component: endosome; membrane; cytoplasm. Lineage: Eukaryota; Metazoa; Chordata; Amphibia; Anura; Pipidae. The record is from RefSeq and is a predicted model, not a curated record. Gene Ontology annotation, biological process: vascular endothelial growth factor receptor signaling pathway; cell surface receptor protein tyrosine kinase signaling pathway; vascular endothelial growth factor signaling pathway.
GUGUAGCGCUGGAGAUACAUCCUCAGAGUGAGCAUCUCUGGCAACUUUACCUCAGAGACCUGUCAGUGCUCCCUGCCUGCUUCCCUCCUGCGCACUGCCUUCAGGGCCUAAUCACAGUCCAUGUCUCUGGGACCACUGGGUUCUGCCCUGGUAUCUUACUCUGGCUGUCUACUGGGAUAUCACUAUCAGACCUGGGCUAAAGCUGAAGAUGAGUGCAGUGCUGCCAGGUUGCCUACUGCUGCUGCUCUUGGGCUCACUCAUGGCUUCAGACUUUCCAAGCUUAAGUGCUAAGAAAGACCACCUCGUCAUAGCUGCCAAUGAAACAUUAACUAUUGCAUGCAGGGGACAGAGACCUGUGAAUUGGUCGUGGCCAAUAAACCACAGCAACAGUAUUAAUAAUCGCUUAUCUGUCAGUGAGUGCAAUGAAAGUUCCUACUGUCUGACGCUCACACUUACCAAGGUUGUAGCCAAUGACAGCGGGAUUUACAAGUGCUACUACGAAGACAGUAAUGCUACAGCCAGUGUUCGUGUCUUUAUUCGGGAUGAAAGGUCUCCCUUUGUGCCUUCAAUAAGUGAACAACUUCUUGCUGUUUAUAUCACAGAGAAUAAAACAGUGACAGUACCAUGCUUGGCCUCUAAACCUGAUCUGAAUGUCACACUGUGUGCGAAAUAUCCAGAUUCCACAUUUCAUCCUAAUGGUAACAGCAUACACUGGGAUCACAAAAAGGGAUUCACCAUUUUAAGUGAAUUAUUAAAGACUGUGAGCUGGGUCUCCUGUGAAACCAAGCUCAAUGGAGAGGUCUAUAGAUCACCUUCUUAUUUUGUAUUAGUUGUAGGUUUUAAGAUAUACAGCCUGUCCAUGAAUCCCCAUCCUCAGGUUCAGCUGGCGGUUGGAGAGAAACUAGCUUUAACGUGCACUGCUCAUACUCCCCUAAAUGUGAGGGUUGACUUUAAAUGGGACUAUCCUGCAAUAAUGGAGAAAAGUGCAGAGACCAAAGGGCUCAAAAAAGAACUUCAUGGGGGACUGGAACUUUCAGGGAUCUUUAUUAUCGACUCUGUUACAUUGAAAGACAGAGGCAACUACAGCUGCACAGCAUACACUGGCCUCAUGUCAAAGACCAGCAGUACAACUGUGAUUGUACAUGAGAAGCCCUUCAUAACCCUUGAUGAAAGCAUGGACUCUGUCGUUGUAACCAAGGUUGGGCAGAAGGUGAGAAUCCCUGUGAAGUACACAGCAUAUCCUAUGCCUGAUAUAAAAUGGUUAAAAAAUGGGAAACCGCUGCACCAUCCUAUGGUAAGAAUGGUAAACAACUUAUUAAUCAAUGCUGCCUCUGAAAAGGAUGCUGGGAAUUACACUGUUGUUCUUAGCAAUGUGCAGACUAAGCAGCAGGAAAGCCAUACUUUCCAUCUGGUUGUACAAGUGCCUCCAAAGAUAUGCGAGAAGGCUGUGCCUGCCCCACUGGAUUCUUACAAAUAUGGCAAUCUGUAUAUUUUAACUUGCACAGCAUCUGGAAUUCCUACCCCAGUCAGUAUAAAGUGGGAGUGGCAGCUGGAAGAAGAGUGUUCUUUUUCCUCAUACCAGUAUGAUAUUGGGAAAAACCCCUACACAUGUGCAAGCUGGAGGGAUAUUUUUGACAAAAAUGGUGGAAAUGUGAUUGAAACCAAUGAAACUCGCACAGAUGUCAUAGAAGGCAAAGUGAAGACUGUGAGUAAACUGGUCAUUCACUCAGCCAGAGUAUCUUCUCUGUACCGAUGCUCAGCCACAAACCAAGCAGGAGAGGAUGAGCAUGUGAUCUCUUUCCAUGUUACCAGAGGCCUAGAAAUUGACAUGCAGCCGAACAGCAAGCUCACUGAGCGGGACAACAUAACAUUAAUAUGCACAGCUGACAAGUUUACUUAUGGGAAUGUCAUGUGGUUCAAGCUUAGUCCCAGCACAGUGGAAAAGCAUCAUAUGGGAUGGCCAAUACCAGUGUGCAAAAACCUUGUUGGCCUGGUUAGAAUGCAUGCCACAACUACAAAUACCAAUGGAGACAACGUGACCUCGGCCCUGGUCCUGCAUAACAUAUCAAUGCGUGAACAAGGAAACUAUGUUUGUGUUGCACAAGACAAAAAGACCCAGAAAAAAUAUUGUUUGAUCAGACACAUAAGAAUACAAGCACAAAAAGUUCCCUUUAUCUACCAGGACCUGAAAAACCAAACUAGAAAUGUCAGUGAAACGGUGGUAGUGAAAUGUCAGGCCUCUGGAACGCCUGAUCCGCAAAUCAUUUGGUUUAAGGAUGAUGACAGCCUUGUAGAAGACUCAGGCAUUAUUUUAAAAGACCAUAAUAGGACUUUGACUAUCCAGAGAGUUCGGAAGGAAGACGAAGGAAUCUAUUCUUGCAGGGCUUGUAAUGACUUGGGAUGUACAAAGUCAGAAAUGUACUUCACAGUAAAUGGCACAGACGAGAAAACAAAUCUGGAGCUCAUUAUUCUGGUUGGCACCGGAAUCAUUGCCAUGUUUUUUUGGGUGCUUCUCGUAAUCAUCCUCCGGACCGUAAAGAGGCCCAAUGGAGGGGAGCUUAAGGCUGGCUAUUUGUCAAUCAUUAUGGACCCUGGUGAAGUUCCUAUAGAGGAACAGUGUGAGCGGCUUUCUUAUGAUGCCAGCAAGUGGGAGUUCCCGAGAGAUCGUCUCAAAUUAGGGAAGCCACUUGGUCGUGGGGCUUUUGGACAAGUCUUGGAAGCUGAUGCCUUUGGAAUAGACAAAAGUGGUAGCUGCAAAACUGUAGCAGUAAAAAUGCUAAAAGAAGGGGCUACCACCAGUGAACACAGUGCAUUAAUGUCAGAGCUGAAGAUUCUGAGCCAUAUUGGUCACCAUCUAAAUGUUGUCAACCUUCUUGGAGCCUGCACUAAACCUGGAGGUCCCUUAAUGGUGAUUGUGGAAUACUGUAAAAAUGGCAAUCUGUCUGCAUAUUUAAGAAGCAAAAGAAGUGAAUUUGUAUUAUACAAGACAAAAACACCCCGCUACAGGAAGCAGCACUACGUUGAAGUUUCAAGAGACCUUAAGCGGCGCUUAGAUAGUAUUGCAAGUAGCCAAAGCUCAGCCAGCUCUGGGUUUGCAGAAGAGAAAUCUCUCAGUGAUGUUGAGGAAGAAGAUGCAGGGGAAGUUUCUGAAGACACAUGCAAGAGUUCUUUGUGUAUGGAAGAUCUGAUAUCUUACAGCUUUCAGGUGGCCAAAGGCAUGGAAUAUAUGGCAUCACGUAAGUGCAUCCAUCGGGACUUAGCAGCGCGCAAUAUACUCCUGGCAGAAAACAACGUGGUAAAAAUCUGUGACUUUGGUCUGGCACGGGAUAUCUACAAAGACCCUGAUUAUGUGAGGAAAGGAGAUGCUCGUCUCCCUUUGAAGUGGAUGGCACCAGAAACCAUCUUUGACAGAGUAUACACUACACAGAGUGAUGUCUGGUCGUUCGGAGUACUUCUUUGGGAAAUUUUUUCCUUAGGAGCCUCACCCUAUCCUGGAGUUCAAAUUGAUGAAGACUUCUGCAGGCGGUUAAAAGAGGGGACAAGAAUGAGGGCGCCAGAAUAUGCAACAGUGGAAAUAUAUCAGACAAUGUUGGAUUGCUGGCAUGGGGAUCCACAACAAAGGCCUGUUUUUUCAGAGCUAGUAGAGCAUUUAGGAAAUCUGUUGCAAGCCAGUGUGCAACAGGAUGGAAAAGACUAUAUUCCACUUACAGUAUCUUUAAACAUUGAAGAUGAUUCUGGCCUCUCUGUGCCAACUUCACCUGUUUCCUGUAUGGAGGAAGAGGAAGUUUGUGAUGCAAAAUUCCAUUAUGAUAACACAGCUGGAUUAAGGUUCCUUCACAGCAGCAGCAAGAGACAGAGCCGUCCUGUUAGUGUCAAGACAUUUGAGGACAUUCCUGUAGAGCCUGCAGUGAAAGCCAUUCAAGAUGAGAGCCAGACAGACAGUGGAAUGGUUCUUGCAUCAGAAGAGCUGAAAACACUGCAAAACAGAACUGACCAAACACAGUUUUUUAGCAUUUUGAAGCAGAGUAAAAGCAAGGAAUCCGUAACAUCAGAGUCUUCGAACCAAACUAGUGAUUGCCAGUCGGGGUACCAUUCUGAUGACACGGAGGCAGCUACAGAUUCUAAUGAAAAGACACAACUACUCCAGAGAAAUUCUUCAUCAGACACUUGCCAUACGGACAUCAUUCGACAUGAAACGGUUCUCCAGUUAAGCACAGAUGUUUAAACAUGGAGGCAGGCUGGUGCCUUUCAAUUUAAGAAGCUUUCCUAGGAGCUACAAACAAACUAGUCUUCCUGUGCACUACUCUUAAUAUUGUAUUUCUUCAACUCCUUCCAGCAAGAGGCCAGAAGAUAUUAAGGACAAAUGUAUGCUUCUUUGGAUCUACCCAGCAAUAAGGAAUAGAUUCCAAAUGACAAUGCCUUAAACAAAGAAUAUAUUUUUAUAUAAUUUUGAGGGCAGAGUAUGGAUCUUCUGAAGCCAUGAUUCUUGUAUGGACACCAAAUGUCUGCUAUUGCAUUAUGGGAGACUGAAAGAGUAACUGAUAAAAAUAUUAAGACUCCUGAUUCCCCUUCAGUACAGUGUUUAAUGCAAGUCAUGCCCUUGAACUAAUCUUGGAAAUAUCAAAUCUUGAGCUGUGAAAAACUGAGUUGCUGCUGCACUAUUUCUACUACAGUUCUGUCUUGAAGACAAGAAAAUCAAAGUCAAUAAUGUUAUAUGGUGUUAUCAUGGCUUCAUAUUAGGUCAUGUUUUGUAAGAGAGACUUACAGUGUAUUGACUACCAGUCAUUUUAGAAUACCAGUUAUGGAUUGGUAUAGUUCCUGGAUACUGGAGAGUGAUGAUAACAAGUGUAACUUGUGUGCUACAUACAAACACAUGAGCAAUAGCAAUUUUUUACCAUUUGCCUUAAUUAUUUGACUCCUUUCUUUUACACAACUUGUAUCAUAGAAUAAUGAAAUAUUGUCCCUAGGCUGAAAUGAAACAGAUGAACAGUGGUUAAUUUGUUGUUAAAAUGUAGCAUAUAUACUCCAUCAUUUUAUAUGAUGAUCUGGUGUUUUGGGGAAUAUUUAUUAUAAUGUAGAAUAGAUGAUAAACCUGCCAUUAUAUCAAAGCUAUAUCAACAGUCAUUAUAUCAAAGCUGUAAAAUGAAUAUGUUAUUUAAUUACAGGACAUUAUAACAGUAUUAACAUUAUUUUGUUUCACUUUUCUAGAAAGCAUAGGGUUACCAGGUAGUUCCUACAUCAUUAUGUAUCAAGGCUAGCAAAACAAUCCAGUGACAGAAAUGCCUUACAUUCUGAGGCUGAUUUAGUUUUAAUACAUUCAUUCAGCAGAGAUGAAAGGAGACACAAACACCAUUUUACAUAUUUAUAGUCCAUUGUAGUGAAAAGAAAUGUAAUAUAUAGUUAUUUAUAUUAGUAAAAGGUUUUAUAUGUGUAUAUAUAAUGAACAGUUUUAUAAACUUCUAAUUUUAUAUUUUUUGUAUAAAGUUUUCUAACUGAACCAAUUAGCUGCCAUAUAGAAUUUUAUUUUAAUUCAUGAAAGUUUCGGUAUGAUGAUGAAAAGAUUUUUCAAACCUCGCUGUGUCUUAGAUAAGCUAUGCCUUAUAAGAUGUAAUUUAGAUGGGAGAGCCAGUCCCCAGCAGUUACUGAGCAUCCCUCCCCCAGCCUGUUUGCCAUGGUAUUAGUUGAGGAACGCAUGUUGGACAUUUCUAAUUUAAAAAGCACUCACUAAAUGUCUUUUCUUGUUUUAAGAGAUAAUGACAAUAUUUUAAAAUGACUGCACUUCCAUUGAAAGGACCUGAUACUAUUAGUGAUGGCAAAUUUCAAAAUUGCUCUCUUUUCCAGGGCUAGGGCAGCCUGAACUUCCAAGCCCAACAAGCUGAAGCUGUACUGCUGUGCCCUGCCAUAGAGGAGAGCUGUUAGGUGCCCACUUCUAGUGCUCUUUAGUGGCUGCAGCCUAUCAGUUAAGGAGGUCAGGACAUUAGGUCCAGAGAAUGGCACAGCAGAAAUUUCAUAAGAGUGUCAGUAUCCCUUUAAAUGUGUAAACUUGUUCUUGUAUAAUAGAAAGAAUUUAAAUCAAAUAUUAAACUGAGUAUUUUUACAAGAAAAA